AUGCUACGGCUGAGGAAGCAUGAGAGCCCUGGUCCUAAGAUCCUACUGGAUGUGUCGUCUGAGAAAGUGAUACCGCUGUCCCAGAAGAUAAAGGAACUGAACGGCCAGUACAUUGGUUCAAAGUUUUUCGAGAAGAAUGCAACACAUCUGAUAACUGAUAUCAUCAAGUGUAACGAGAAAUUUCUAGGAGCUUGUGUGCGAGGUUUAUGGGUUCUGCCUCCAGAGUACAUUGAAGACAGCUAUGAAGUUGGGAUUUGGCUGAAGGAGGAAGAUUAUGACCACAAGUUUGACCACAAGUCCCAUAGUUUAGUUGGUGCUGCCAGACGCUGGCGGAGGAGGAUAUCGAAGCAUGCGGAGCAGCCUUUCACUGGAUGGCAUGUUGCACUCUUGUUGACCGCUAACUCAGAAGAUUAUAAGAAGUUGUUAAUCUUCGGAGGAGCUCAAGUCCACAAGUUAUCAUUGCCGCUGCGUGCUGAUAAUAAUAUUGAACAAAUUUCUUACGUCUUCACGGACCAGUUUUACGGGGACCAUGUUCGAACAUUACCGGACUAUGGGCUUAUAUGUCUUCACUAUACGUUCAUAGUGGACACUAUUAUCAAGGACGAAGAGCCUGACAUACUAGAGUACAAGGUCACAGAGGACACUGACACCAGUCGUUUUCCACUGGGUAGCCUCUCUUGUGUUGCAGGCCAAAAAUCAGUAUGGGUUUGUGACAUUAGCCAAAACAGUGAAACUAAUAUACAGACAAUUAAAGUCAUGGAUGGUGUCUACAGUGUUGUUGAUUUGACUGGCGAAUUACCCGUGGAAAAUCCUGACAUCAGAACCUCAAAAUCUAAAGCUUCUAAAGUGACACAAUUGGCCGUCAUAUCAUCUUCAUGUAAUUCUCAUAACACAUCUGGAUCUGUAAAUACUGCAGCUAAAGGUGGCCUUUUGAGAGUAGGAAAUGACGAUGCACAUUUGAAAAAUGUAACUAACUUAUGCAGAAAAAAGAAUGCAUUAACUGAAUCCAAAGAUAUCAUGAAAAGUGGAUCCCAAAGAACCUGUGACAUUUUUAAAGUAAAUGUACAGAAGAAUGCAUUGAAGGAGUUAAAUUACCCUUCACAAAGGCAGAAAAUACAUGAAGUCAGUUAUAAUGAAAGCACGGUAUCCUCAACUGGGAAAUACCCUGAUGGUAUAUUAAUAGAUAAUGCGCAUUUUAAGACACAACACAGUAUACCAGAGACCAUGAAAAAAUGUAUCAAAUUUCACGAAGAUUCAUAUACAGAAAGUGCCGUUUCAUCUUCCUCAGUCAAGCAGCCCAAUCAGCAGACCACAAUAAAGAAUUUAGAAGGGCAAGGGAGCCAAAGGAAGUCCUCCAGUAUUAACAGCAGUUUAUCAUCUAACACGGACUUAGCUCACCGGACUAAACACACACAGCGAGGACUGGCCAAGAGGACAGCAUUAGAUACCAUUUUAUCACAAUCCACAGUCAGAGAAUGUUCUGAGUGCCCGUCUGGUAAUAAAGAGACAGAAUUCUCCAUGGCAGUUGAAUGUGCACAGUCUAGUGUUAAUGUUUGUAUUGAAAUGAGUAAUCCAUCAUUGUGGUCUCAGUUAUCCAGUCCUGAGUCAUCCCACCAGACUGCCAAACACACGCAGCAAGGCUUGGCCAAAAGAAAAUCUGUAGAUGGCAGUGAUUCACAUAAUUCUUCCCAAGAAUGUGGCAGCUCUGACAGGUCUUUGUUUGAAUCAUUUCAUCAGUUGUUAGGUGACACAAUAUCAGAGCCCAGCUGCUCAGAUGGUAUUCACUUAAACAGUGUUCUUGAAAGUGGCACAGGUUCGAGUUCAGAGUUAUCUGCGUCUGCUGACAUACAUACAGUUUCCACGGUCAAUAACAGUUUUGGUGAUAUGUUUAGAAAAGUGAAUGUUCUGGAAAACACAGCUGCAGCUGCAGAAAGUCUUAGUUGUGAUUACACGGAUCUCCCCACUCCACCAUCUGUUGUUUGUCAUUCAGAUGUAGAUGUCGCUGAGCUACCUACUGCUGUCGUUAUAGGUAGUGAAGCAGUUAGGGGUGAACUGUCACCGGCUUGUAAUCCUAGCGUUGCAAAGGAGUGUGUGCUAAUUGAAGUUCAGCAGCAUGCGCAAAUCCAGGGGAAGAUCUGUAACCAUAAUCUCUUGGAACCAAGUACUUCUGCACAGUCUUCAGAAUCAUUUCCUAUUUGGCCUCUGACGUACUGGUUGCCAUAUAAUACAGAUCCUUCACAGUGCCAGUCCUUUCUGCCUGUGUUAUAUGGUCAGUGCAUGGAGUCUUCAAGAGACAUGGGUUUCUUUGAUCAAGCUAUUUCUCAUGCCAGACCAACACAGAGCAGAUUACCAACCAGUUUGAUGUUGUCAGAACUCGUACAGCUAGCCCGUUCUACAGAUGGGGAUGUGUGUCCUCAAGCAGUAAACUAUCUCUACUCCUGGCUAGAACUGCACCCCCCUCUAACCCCGUUAACUGUUAGACUUUAUACUGAAGCCUUUGAACUUUCCUCAGAGAGUUCGGUCCUGUUUGAGAUUCUCAGAGAUAUCAUGGAUGACUCAAAACAAAGCUCAGCAAGUUUGCUGUUGGAAUAUUUUAUCUCAGUGUUUGAAAUAAAUUUUGAUUUCUCUCUAAAAAGCAGGGACAAAUCUGUUCUACAGAAAUGUCUUAUUGUUAAGUGGCUGUGGAGAGACUCAAUUACCAUUGUCCGUGGUAGAACUGUCCCCCGUCUGCUGGAAAUGUUUGAAUAUAUAAUUGCAGCACCACUCCUGAACUACAGGGCUUGUAAUGCUGCUUGUGCUUUGUUGAGCUUAGCCUGUGAAUGUCUUCGAUUGGCCAAUAUCCAAUGGGACCAUCAGAACCCAAAAUUUCUCAAAGAAUUCGUUCCUCCUUUCCAGCCUGGAGACAAAGCUAGAAGUACACUUGUCAACAUGCUGAGGCCUGCCUGGCUGAAGUUAUUAGUGGCAGCCAAAUUGUUAUCUUAUUAUAAUAACUAUCUUCUAGCAGACCCAAUUCAUGUCAGCUGCAUAUCAAUGAAGAGCAUAGUGUCACAAUUCUUGUUAUUAGUACCACUGGAGUCCAGUGGAGAGUCGGAGGCACACAACCAUGGACAUUUUGAUGGACAAACAUCAAAAAAAUCAGAAGAAAUACUUGAUGUUAGAAAACCCAAGGGACAGAGGGGGGUUUUGACAGCUGGAAAAGUGAAUAAGCGAAAUGGGAAAGGUGAAUCUUCUAUUCACAUAGCCUGUAUGAAAAACAAAACUGAAGAGCUGGCCAAACUCCUGCAGGUACCAGGGGCAGAUAUAAACCUACGGGACUAUAGCGGGUGGACUCCCUUGCACGAAGCUUGCCAUCAUGGCAAUGUGGCUUGUGUGGAGCUUUUAUUAAAACAUGUGUCUAGGGCACCUGGUGGGGCUUCAGCUAGUCCGGAGCAAACAUCUAGCAAAGUGGAAAUUGAUGCACAAGGACCUGAUGGUUUCACCCCUUUGCAUGAUGCUGUCUGCAACAAUAAGAUUGAGGUUUGCAAACUUCUGUUGCGUUAUGGAGGUCAGAAACUUCUCAAAACCAAAACUCAUAACAACCUGACAGCCAUAGGCCUUGCCAGAUCAGAUGAAAUGAAGGCUGUUCUCAGCGGUUCUUCUCAAGAAUCUUCCCUCUUUGAUCUGAGCAUUUCUCAGGAUUUGGAUGAUCCUGCGAUGAUCAGUGAUGAAGUGAAAGACAUAGCUCCACUCACUCAGAGAUACAAAGAAGUCACCGGGACAGACUGUAGACACAUGGCAAGUCGAAGCAGCUGUGAAGAAUUCUUGAUGUUUCUGACAGUCUUAAUCUCGUCUUACUACAACAUUUUGGGAUCACUAGAAGAAAGUGGUCUGCUAGAUCCCGCGGAGAAAAAUGUGUUAGAAAACAUGAACAUGCAUCUGAGGUUGUUUAGGAGGCAUCUGAGGAAACUGACCAGACCAGAAGACUUUGACAAGCUUCAGUUUCGUUUGGAGUGUUUUGAAUCCUUGUGUAUCUAUAAACCAGGAAGUGUGUACUUUUAA
Messenger RNA from Candidula unifasciata, 4038 nucleotides. NCBI's taxonomy places the organism in Eukaryota, Metazoa, Mollusca, Gastropoda, Stylommatophora, Geomitridae. The record is from the annotation of a GenBank genome assembly.